Messenger RNA from Saccharomyces eubayanus, 1509 nucleotides. RefSeq names its product Gis3p (gene GIS3). The transcript has a single exon. Lineage: Eukaryota; Fungi; Ascomycota; Saccharomycetes; Saccharomycetales; Saccharomycetaceae. Bases 1 to 1509 code for a protein of 502 amino acids. The record is from RefSeq and is a predicted model, not a curated record.
AUGCUGCUGAACGUGGAGACAAAUCAUUCAGUAAUGCAUGGUCAUGAACACCGCCUCAUCGGAAGCAUGCGCAAUGACAGCGCAUUGCAUUCAUGGAACGACUCCUCGAAGGUCUUUUAUCCUAAGUCGUUCUACGCCACUGCUACCAACAAGAAGAACAACAAGCUGGCCACUGCCAGCUUGAACAAGACGAUCGCGAGUACAAGAACAGUAAGCGACCAGAGCUACUUCUGUUCUUCUGCUGGAGCACCACUCGAUGGGCCAGCGGGUUCUCGAAGUAGCAAUGUACCCACCAAGAGGAAGAGCUUUAAGCGGACCAGAAUACUGAAGGCUCGAGUCGAUUCCGAAAUGUCAAACGAAAAUCGCUCAUCUUUCAUGACCCCGUCUUUAAGUUCGGUUUUGUCGCAGGUCAAGAAAUCAAAUUCUGUAAAGACAGUAUCGGGCGAUUGUCCGAUACAUGAGAACCUCUUGACACAGAGCAUUAAGAGGAAGUUUUCGGAGGAGACGCAAAGUGACUGUUCUUCUUUGGGCUCGUCCAAAGACCAUCCCUUGACAGAUAACAUUGCAGAGGCUGCCGAUGCGCAGACCCCCGCCAUCGACGACGAAAACCAGAUCGAGGCGGAGGCGCCCAAGAUAAAAAUACUAAACAUGAAGGACCUUGACCUGUUCGAUGACUGGGAGGUUAAGGAUCUGGUAGACCUGUUCCCACCCGUAUACGAAAGACAUUCGCAACCGUUGUCUGAUCUGUCGCCGGUACCGUCGCUGUCCGAUGCGAGUGCAAAACCUCGACCAACCUCUGUGGACUUCCAGAUUGUCAACAAAACGGGCGGCGCCUCGAGAAGGAAGAGCAAGAGCAAGUCCACCACAGAAAACAUGAUAUACGAGAACGACCUGGUUGAACUGGAACAGUGGCCUUCCACCACGCCAUCUUCCGAGACCAAGGACGCGGCUGCUCCUAACGACCUGCUUCUACCGAACAAAAGAAUAAGACAGAAAAGUUUGAACACAAACUUCUUAAAAUUGUAUUCCAUCGAAACAUCUUGCAAAAGAAAAAAUAUUCUACCAGAAGUGGAGGUGGACGACCAUCUGCUGAAGCAACUCACAUACUCCGAUAUCUGGUCGUUGGAGAUAAAAAAGGAACCCAAGGUCUCCACACGGGACAUCAAAAUUGCCCUCAUCACCAGAAAAAAACUGUGGUCAGACAUGGUCCACGAAACAAGGAACGAUCUCUUUGGUGAUUCCACGCCGUGGAACCUGCCUUUCAUCGCAACGGCGUCCACGGUGCCGCCAGCGCCGGACCACGAACCCGCAAACGAACCCGGAACGAUGGACCCAAAGAGCUCUUUGGUUCGCGUGCACUCGGACGUCAAACCUUGGUUCAACAAUCGCGGUACAAUGCUCAAACCAUGCGGGAAACUAAGCUUGGGUAAAGUCUCAAACAAGACUACUGCACCCACAAGAGAUAUCCAGUAUGUCGUAAAGGGCUGGUGCGACGCCAGGUUUGUGUGA